Molecule: messenger RNA, 648 nt
Organism: Entrophospora sp. SA101
Lineage: Eukaryota; Fungi; Glomeromycota; Glomeromycetes; Entrophosporales; Entrophosporaceae
Source: the annotation of a GenBank genome assembly
AUGGCAGAAAAGGAAGUAACAAAAUUUCAAUCACCUGAUGGAUAUUCUAUACGUGAAUGGAAGUUGACGAUUUAUGCAAUUAACGAUGUGGGAGCAAAGUUUCAAGCUAAUUUUAUUGAAAAAGUUGAAUAUAAUUUACAUCCAACCUUUAAAAAUCCAACAAGAAUUAUGAAAAAAGCACCAUUCACUAUCAUAGAAAAAGGUUGGGGAGAAUUUGAUAUGAAUAUCAGACUUUUUUUUCCAGAUAAAUCAAUCGAUCCAUGGAAUAUAGAUUUUGAUCUUAAUUUUCAAAAACCCCAUUAUGAAUAUCUUCAUCAUCCUCGGCUAACACAAACUCCAAAUCGGUAUAAAAUCGAUGAUUCUCCAAAUUAUGAAUCUUCUUCACGAUCUUCUUACUCUUCAACUGAUUCCGCUUAUGAUAAGGAAAACUGUUUGAUUGAUUAUACAAGGUUGGCAAAUAAUCUGAGUUCAUUAGAAGGCAAUGAUAUUUUGGAAGUUAUAGAUUUAAUAACACGAAAUCGUACGAAUGAUAUGUACAUAAAUGAUGACAUUGAUGAAUUCCAUAUGGAUCUUUAUUCGCUUGGGGAAGAUUUACUUAAAGUGUUAUGGGAUUUUACUGAAUCGAGACUUUCAGGUCGUGAUCCAUAA